Bactrocera latifrons is the source of this 3581-nucleotide messenger RNA. Its product is annotated as esterase B1. The record is from RefSeq and is a predicted model, not a curated record. The transcript is spliced from 7 exons. Bases 471 to 2177 code for a protein of 568 amino acids. NCBI's taxonomy places the organism in Eukaryota, Metazoa, Arthropoda, Insecta, Diptera, Tephritidae. Gene Ontology annotation, molecular function: cholinesterase activity.
GCCAUCACGCUAAACGGUCGCUUUGCCAGUGUUACAAAUUCACGUUGCGCUCGAUACGCCGACUCCGACUCCGACGUGUGCUGGCGGUAAGCCCUCAACAAACAGACCAAUCAACCAAACAACCAACUUAUUUGGUUUAGCAAUAAAUCAACAAUAUCGAAAAGAAAAAUUUAUACGCUAAUCAGCGCUGUGUGGCGUGUGGGUGUAAGUGCGCCCAAAAAAAAAGCUUAAAACGUUUGUGCACACAAAAGAAUUUACCUGAAAAUACAGAAUGGAAUUGCAGAGUUUAAUAAAAUGAGUGCCGAUUAACUUAAUACAAACGCCAGUGAAACGAAAUACUUACAUAAAUUUGUUUUGACCAUUUCAUUAUCUUGUGUAAUUACUGUAAAUCCCGCGAAGCAAACACACAUAGUUACACUUUAAGUGCAAGUUUUAAGUAAUUAAAGCGGGACCAAAUAAUCGCAAGCAACAUGGCAGCCGUGCAAACCAUCGAUCAAAUUAAGCUGGGCUUUAAGAUGGUCGACUUUAAAGUGCAACAGCGACGCUUUCGCACCAACGAAAAAACAAUUGUUAGCACCAUAUAUGGACCCGUUAAAGGUGUUAAACGCAAGUCCAUCUAUGGCGAUUCGUAUUACAGUUUCGAAAAGAUACCCUUCGCCAAGCCACCGGUAGGUGAGUUGCGCUACAAAGCACCGCAACCGCCAGAAUCCUGGAUAGAAGUGAGAAGCUGUACGUCGCGUGGUCCAAAGCCACUACAAAAACAUUUUGUAUUCCAAAUGACAGAUGGCUCAGAAGAUUGUCUUUACCUAAAUGUUUAUACAAAGCAUAUAAAUCCGGAUAAGCUUAGGCCGGUUAUGGUGUGGAUUUAUGGCGGCGGUUUUCAGUUUGGUGAAGCUUCACGUGAACUCUAUAGUCCGGACUAUUUGUUGCGCGAAGAUGUCGUCAUUAUUUCAAUAACCUAUCGGCUAGGACCCUUCGGUUUUCUGUGCAUGGACAAUCCCGCUUUCGACGUGCCAGGUAAUGCCGGACUAAAAGAUCAAGUGAUGGCGCUACGUUGGGUCAAGGCAAAUUGCGAACGUUUCGGUGGCGACAGCAAUAAUAUAACAAUUUUUGGUGAUAGCGCAGGCGGUGCAUCAGUCCAUUACAUGAUGAUCACCGAUCAAACUCGCGGUCUCUUUCAUAAGGCGAUUUCUAUGUCUGGAAAUACAUUAACGCCAUGGGCAGUUACGCCACAACAUAACUGGCCAUAUCGUCUGGCAGUGGCUGCUGGUUAUACUGGAGAGGACAGUGAUCAGGAGGUUUUUGCUUUUCUAAGUAAGGCAAGGGGUGCCGAUAUAGUUAAGGCUAAUGAAGACUUAUGUUCCGACGAAGAGAAACGCGAACGCAUUGGCUUUUCCUUUGGCCCAGUGAUCGAGCCCUAUGUGACAGACCAUUGUGUGGUGCCCAGAAAGCCAAUAGAAAUGAUGCGCACCGCUUGGAGUAAUCAUAUACCAAUGAUCAUCGGUGGCGUGUCGAAUGAAGGACUGCUGUUGUAUUCUGAAACGAAAUCUAACCCCAAGUUACUUAAUGAACUCGGCGACUGUCGCUUUGUGGUACCACUCGAACUCGGCAUGGAUCGCGAAAGCGAAUUGUGCAAAGAGUACGGCAUGCAAUUGAGACAAGCAUAUUUUGGCGACAAAGAGCCCAGCUUAGAAACUUUACACGAGUAUCUAUUGAUGGUUUCACAUGAAUACUUCUGGUUCCCCAUCUAUCGCACAGUAUUGUCGCGUAUGACAUACGCCACCGCGCCCACCUAUUUGUAUCGUUUCGAUUUCGAUUCGAAGCAUUUCAAUCACCUGCGUAUACUCAGCUGUGGCAAGAAGGUACGCGGCACGUGUCACGGCGACGAUCUCUCCUAUUUGUUUUAUAAUUCUGUUGCACGUAAGCUGAAAAAUCAUACACGUGAGUACAAAUGUAUCGAACGGCUUGUGGGUAUGUGGACACACUUUGCCGCGCACUCCGAUCCCAACUAUGAUCCAGACCACGCAGAUUUAUGGCAGCCUGUAACGAAAGCCUCUUUGGAGAAACGAAAAUUAAAGUGCCUUAAUAUAUCCGAUGAACUGAAAGAGAUCGAUGUGCCAGAGUUGAAGAAGUUGUUGGUUUGGGAGAACUUCUACGGUCCGGAUCAGCUUAUAUGAAUACUGGGAACCACAAGAGCUUACCUAUAGAUUCAACGAACUUCCACAUCAAGAGAGGCGAAUCAACUUAUCAUAUAUGUCAUUGCUUUAACUUUUAAAUUUCUAAAGGAUUUUGCAUUGCCAAGUCAAAGGUAUGUACUGUUAGUAAAUAUUUAAACGUCAAAGACGAAGCAUAAAAGGCAAUUUGGCUCGAGACGACUUUUUACAGAGCUCAAGUAAAAUAAUAAACACAUUUUAUUGAAAAUAUUUAAGCAAAUUGUAUAUAUUAUAGUAAGCUGAGGCAUAAAAAUAUUACCUAUUAAAAGAUUUAAGAAAGCUUUGAUAAAAUUGAAACCAAUGUAUUAGAAUGAAAAAAUCUGCUGAUUAAAAAAUUUGGGAGCACAAAUUCAAAAGUUUAUAAAUAUGGAGGUCCUCAUAAAUGUUAUAGUUAUGUUAAAGUUAAAGCAGUUUUACCACCUCCUUAAAGCAUUGCCGAAGCUUAAGGUAUAAAACAUUUUUAUCGUACAAACCAAUGAAAAAAUUUUGCAAAUCUACGCUUCAAAGAUACCACCAAUUUUAACUGUAAUUAAUAUAAACUAAAAUCUGACAUAUUCUAACUACAAUUUAUAUUUUUAAAUAAUUUAUAAAAAUAAGAAGGUCAUGCCUUUCAUCAUUGCCUCGAAGCAAAUAUUUUAGUGUAUGUAAGUUUUUUUUUUUUAAUUUCCGAAAGCCAAAACAUUUUAAUAAGAGCUUCAGAGCUUUUCGCAUGAAUUACUAAGGAGUCUAAUCUCAAGUUCGUAAAUCCAAAGUCAUGACAUAUUUGAAGAAUUCGCAAGCAAAAGGAUUUCAGAAAAAGUUUAAGAGCUUACCGAAAAUUUAACAGAGGGAAUAAAACUAGCAAAUUUUUUAAAAAUAGCUUAAGGCUCUUAUAGCUGAAAUUAUAAGCGCGUACAAAUUUUACAUUGAAUACGAAAGUUAUUAACCGCAAACAUAUUUCAAACACGCAAUUAACAUUCUGGCAACUCCAAUAUAACACAGUUAUUUUUUAAAGUCUUCCAAAAGUGAAAGUCGCGAAGUUUGAAAGCUUUAAUGUAUGCUUUGAAAACGCAGAAACUUUUGAAAGCUGGAAAGCUUUCUAUAGACACAGUAGAGAGCUCGAAAAUGUUAUUUAAAUGUUUAAUAGUAAUAAUUUAUACAAAUGACAAAAAGUUUGUAUUGAUUAAAGCGAACAAAGUUUUCGUAUUGGUAAAUAUUCGUUGUUUUUAAUGUGUGUGAAGUCUAGCUUUUGUAUUAUAUAACAAAAGCGUUAAGUAAAAUUUCACAAAGAUGCUAUUAAGAAAGAAUUUGAACGCUUUAAUUUGAUUGUGAUCUACUUUUGUAUUGACCAUUAUAUAGAAUAUGUCUUGUAAAACUUCCAGAAAAAAA